UUGAUCGCCCAUCAAGCGCGAUCUCCAACCCCGCACCUCAUUUUGGACCUGUUUAAUUCUUGGUUUUUUUCUAAACACACCGCCUCUUGGGUGUCGGUUUAAUUACCACGACGCUUUCUUCUUUGGGCGACGACCAUCGAACACCGUUUCUUCCUCUUCAUCUCCUCGUCUCUCUCUCUCUCUCUUCCUCCUCUUCCUCCUCCUCUUCUUCCUCUCUUCAUCAUAUUCACAUUCUCCCAUCAUGGCAAGAUAUUCUCAACCGUCAUCAUUUGACUUCUAUCAACAAUCUCCUACCACCUUGGAUGCCAAACCUGCAUUUUCCGAAGAGGAUGAGAUGAGUGUAUUAGAUGAUAAGAUCCUGGAUUCUACUUCGCCCGACAUGUCUUCUUCUUCCACUGCCGACCACCGCAGACCCUCCUAUGAUCAUGCACCCGAUGCAUACACGCAUCGAGAUUCCGUCUGGUCCGACUUCUCCCACUCCGUCUCCAGCAAUCAGUCCCGCCACAACUCCCAAGUGGGCCAUCCGUUCUUUGAAUCCGCUCCCCACCCUUUCAUGCGCGUCGACGGCGCUCAUCCGUCCGCAGCAUACGCGCACCAGCCCUCGUGGUCCUUGUCCAAGGACUCGGGCGCCUGCACUCCCACUGCCAUGUACGAGCAGUUCCCUUCCGAGCUGGACCACAGCGCCUCGGCUCCCUUCGCGGGCGGUGCCGUCGGCCCUGUCAACACCAUCAACAUCCCCUCCAUGUCUUACCGCCCCGGCAUGGCCUUUGCGCACCCGGCCGCCGUUGCCAUGUCGCCGCAGUCGAGUCAGGGCUGGAUGCCUGCUGCCACCGACAUGGCCGAGGCUGUGGCCCGCCCGACCAAGAGUCCCACCUACCGCAACAGCUCCCCGUUGAGCAUGCGCCGGGACGGCAUCCGCAAGAAGAAUGCCCGCUUUGAGAUCCCUGCCGAACGCACGCUGAGCAAUAUCGACCAGCUCAUCAGCCAGUCUACCAAUGAGGACGAGAUCAAGGAGCUGAAGCAGCAGAAGCGCCUACUGCGAAACCGUCAGGCUGCAUUGGACUCCCGCCAGCGCAAGAAGCUCCACACCGAGAAGCUGGAAGAGGAGAAGAAGCAGUUCACGCAGAUCAUCAGCGACCUCGAGGAGGAGCUGCAGAACAUGCGCCUGCGCGAGGCAGAGCUCCUUCGCGAGAAGAGCGAAUGGAUGGCUGCCCAGCAGGAGAUCACCCAGUACAUCAACACCAUGCACAUGGAGAAGGACGAGCUGAUCCGCGUGCAUACCCUCGAGACGGCCGACCUCCGCAAGAAGAACAACAUUCUCAAGGAGACCGUGGAGAAACUCGAGCGUCCCGCCCGGAUCUCCGCCCCCUCGAAUCUGCCCUCCGAAUUCUCCGACUUUGAGAACUUGACCAUGGACAGCAGCCCGUGGGAGGACUUCACCAUGGUCAACAGCCUCUCUUUGGACGCCGAGGCCGUUGCCGCGCCCUCGGCCCAAUCGAGUGCGAUGGUUGUCGCCUCGCACGAGAAGGACAAGGCGGGCCACGGCGACCACCCGUUCAGCUGGAAUGCAUUCUACAUGUGCCUGCUCUUUGGUGCAUUCAUCGCCUCGAACGGCUCCUCGCUGUCGCCUCGCUCCAUGCCCCAGCUCUCGGAGGAGUACCGCGCGGAAUCAGCCAACGUGCUGAAGGCCGUGCUGUCGUCAUCUCCUCCCGAGCUCGCCCAGCCCAUGGGUCAGGCGCCUGUCGCCUCCUCGGCUGGUGCCGUCAUGCCUAGCACGAUCAGUAGCGCCCAAUUGGCCCAGAUGACGGGCAAUGCGGCGUCCAACCUUGACGAGCUCCACCACACGCUCGUCAUGCCCACCAAGCAGCAGGAGCAAGAGCAGGCCUUCGCUCUCAAUGCGGAUCAAUACAACUCUUUGACUACGUUCGAUGACGCUGGUGUGGACUACAAGCAGCAGCCGUCGAACCUCCAGCAAGCGCUGGCGGCCAUGCGAGGUAGCGUCUAUGGCAAGCUGUCGGCCAAGGCCACCUCGGAUGUCUACUCGCGGUCUCUGCUGUGGGACCGGGUGCCUGAAAAGGUGAUCCGGGACUUCCGUCGCAUGGUCCAAGAAUGCGGCGUCUCUCCGGUCAAGGAAGAAGACGCCAGUUUUGGCCACUAGUAAAUACCUAGGUCGGUCGGUGGUGAGACUCACCUAUUGACCUCUCCUCCAUUCCUCCUUCCUUCUGCCUGCGUUGCUUUUCUGCGUCCACAGACACCGCGGCCUGACCCAGUUCUGUUGCCUCUCUCCUUUCGCCCGAGUCUUCUGGAAGACCGACCCUUCUUUGCACUUCAGCACCCGAGAUUGUGCUUUUUUUAACGACCCUACGACUACAUGGCCAACAUAAGCCA
Molecule: messenger RNA, 2388 nt
Organism: Aspergillus saccharolyticus JOP 1030-1
Lineage: Eukaryota; Fungi; Ascomycota; Eurotiomycetes; Eurotiales; Aspergillaceae
Product: putative bZIP transcription factor
Exons: 2
Coding region: 242-2158 (638 amino acids)
Biological process (GO): regulation of DNA-templated transcription
Molecular function (GO): DNA-binding transcription factor activity
Source: RefSeq, a predicted model, not a curated record